Messenger RNA from Boleophthalmus pectinirostris (great blue-spotted mudskipper), 1071 nucleotides. It is a transcript of the gene tmem198ab, whose product is annotated as transmembrane protein 198b. The coding region runs from base 1 to 1071 and encodes 356 amino acids. Gene Ontology annotation, biological process: positive regulation of canonical Wnt signaling pathway. The transcript has 5 exons. The record is from RefSeq and is a predicted model, not a curated record. NCBI's taxonomy places the organism in Eukaryota, Metazoa, Chordata, Actinopteri, Gobiiformes, Gobiidae. Gene Ontology annotation, cellular component: cytoplasmic vesicle; plasma membrane.
AUGGAGACCACCCUGGAGCCCCUGGACCCGGCGCUGGUGAACCCCGUGGUGAAGCCGGACUCUCUGGACCCGUGUCUGGACUCCAGGGGGCGCUACAAGGUCGUCCCGUCCGUGGUCUGCUCCAUGUGCUGCCUCUUCGGGAUCAUCUACUGCUUCUUUGGUUACCGUUGUUUUAAGGCGGUGAUGUUCCUGACCGGCCUGAUGUUCGGCUCCGUGGUCAUCUUCAUGCUGUGUUAUAAGGAGCGGGUGUUGGACACUCAGCUGAGCGUGGAGGCGGCCGUGGGCAUCGGUCUGGGCAUCGGGACCCUCUGCGGCCUGGUGACGAUGCUGGUGCGCUCCGUCGGGCUCUUCAUGGUCGGGCUGCUCCUCGGGCUCCUCGUCGCCGUGGCAACGCUGGUGGGCAUGGAGGAGCUGUCCAACGCGCCGCCCAGAUCCGUGUGGAUUCCGUUGGGCGUGCUGUUGGGUCUGGGGAUGCUCUUCGCCGUGCUGACGCUCCAGUGGCAGCGUCUCUUCACCACGUUGUCGACGGCGGCGUUCGGGGCGGCGGUCAUCACCGUGGCGACGGAUUACUUCGUGGAGCUGUUCUCGUUGGUGCUUUACGUGUUCGAGCGUCUGAAGGCGUCGCCGGGGCAACCCGUGUGCUGGGUCACGUGGGCGGUGCUGGGGGUGUGGCCUGCGCUCACCGUGCUCGGCGUCCUCGUGCAGUGGAAGGUCACGGCCGAAGGAUACUCGCAUACUAAAGUGAUCAUCAGUCGGCAGCAGAGGAGGAUGCAGGUGAUGCGGAUCCGGCAGAGGGACGACCGUUACCGACACAAGAAGAAGAAGAAGGCGGCGGGCGGGGGGACGGGUCAGUCCAAGAUGGCCGCCACCGCCGAGCCCGUGUACAGGAGGAAACCCAACCCCAUCCGUCGCUAUGACACCGACGUGCUGUCACCCAGUUACAUCCAGAGUUUCCGGGAGCGGCAGGUGCAGGCUCAGCCCUUCCCCAGUCGCCUGGUGGUGGAUCUGGGAUACGACUGCAGCUCCAACACGCCCCUGACCGGAGCGUCUGGACCGCAGCUCCGAGUCUGA